GGCAGACAGGACGAGGUACAGAGCUCGGAGGCGGACUGAGGCAGUGUGGUGCUGCUCCCGUAGUAGGAGGUGUACAGUCGGCGUAUGUAUACGGACAUCACUACUACAGUGCAAAGAUGAAACUCUCCUGAGAAAUAUACAACUGUGUGAGAAAAGACAUUCCGUCCUGUACAGCACGCGAGCCCGAGACGUGACGUGUUGGGGAUAUUUUCUAAUGUUUACAUUUCUUAUGUGUUGAUAUCAUUUUAUGAUAUAAUAUAUCUUCGUUAUAUGUGAUACGAUUUGUUUUAUAGCUAUUAGUGCCGUAUGUACUAGGAAGACAAUACAUCACGAUCAAAAUGAACGUUAAACACGUGCUAUGUGUUACUUUGUCAAUGUUAACUCUUUACUUGGAUAGAAUAGUUGGUGUGUCGAUGUAUUCCUAUCCACAUUUGUACAACAAACGCUUGAAGCGGAAUAUACCUCACAAAACCUCCUCCGAUCUAUAUAUGGAUCCAUGCAAAGCAGCUGUUUUUAUAGGCGAUAUAGCCUUAGCUGAUGAAGAUAUAGCUUAUGCCAAAGCACUAUCCAAACAGGAGCCGGACGAGGACUCAUCGGAUAUAUACGGACUUCAGAUAGAUGACCCGCGAGCGUCAACCAUUCAUAGAAAAGGGCCCCAUACAACAUUAGAAAAAAACAUCGAUAGAUUGGAAAAAAUAAGUGGUAGAAAAUCUAAAAAACAUAAAAAGCUAAGGAAGCAGAAAAAACAGAGAAAAGGCAAGAAAAAUAGGACACCACUUAGAAAGUGUGCAAGAGGCGAUAAAAAAUGCAAAUCACUAAGAAAAGCCGAAAAGAAAACGAGGAAGGAACAGAGAUUAAAAAGAAAACUUGAAAGGAAAAUGAAACGAAAAAUGAGCACGUCAACAACGGAGAACACGACAAACGUGCGAUCCAAAAGAGCGGCCACAGCUCGACCCGAGCGUCUCUGGGAUUAUGGCGUCAUACCGUACGAGAUCGAGGCUAACUUUAGUGGUCAACACAAAGCACUGUUCAAACUGGCUAUGCGACACUGGGAGAACUACACGUGUGUGUCGUUUGUGGAGAAAACACCAGCACACAGUAACUACAUCGUGUUCACGGAGAGACCCUGUGGAUGUUGUUCAUUCGUUGGCAAGAGGGGAAGUGGUGCACAAGCAAUAUCAAUAGGGAAAAACUGUGACAAAUUUGGAAUAGUUGUCCAUGAGCUGGGCCAUGUCAUUGGAUUCUGGCAUGAACAUACACGACCGGACAGGGAUGACCACGUACAGAUAAUAUACAAAAACAUCAUGCCAGGCCAGGAAUAUAAUUUCAACAAAUUGACAGAGAGUGAGGUAAAUUCCCUUGGAGAGGAAUAUGAUUAUGGAAGUAUCAUGCACUAUGCCACGAACACAUUUGCUAGAGCAACUUAUGUGGAUACUAUUCUGCCAAGGAAGAAAACGGAUGUUUACCCUGAGAUAGGACAGAGAGUCCGUCUUAGUCCAGGGGACAUAAGGCAAGCCAACAAACUAUACAAAUGUCAAAAAUGUGGCAGAACCCUACAGGAGUCUAUAGCCGACUUUUCCCACACACCCAAGGCUAACGAAGCUGAGAUGUGCCACUGGAGAAUAUCUGCUACCCACGGGGAGAAGAUCGUUCUCAAUCUCACUUCUAUUGACAUUCCAGAUACAGUGGGUUGUGAAACCGACUACUUGGAGAUCCGUGAUGGACAUUAUAUCAGAUCACCUCUCCUCGGUCGUUACUGUGGUGACCGAAUCCCAGCAACUCUCAUCUCUUCAGACAGUCGCAUGUGGCUGGAGUACAGGUCAAGCAGAGGUCAGGGGUCAGGGUUUAGUGCUCAGUAUGAAGCUAUUUGUGGUGGUGAAAUCUACAAGGAGAAUGGACAGCUAACUAGCCCCAACUAUCCUGACGACUACAAACCGAACAAAGAGUGCAUCUGGAAAAUUUCUGUGGAAGAACACUUCUCUGUGGCGCUUAAGUUCCAGUCCUUUGAGAUCGAAAACCAUGACAACUGUGUCUAUGACUAUCUGGAGAUACGGGAUGGACACGAGGAUAACUCUCCACUGAUUGGUCGAUUCUGUGGGUAUAAAAUUCCAGAGGAUAUCAAGUCUACCGGAAACAAGUUAUAUGUAAAGUUUGUGUCUGACGGCUCUGUACAGAAGGCUGGGUUUGCUGCUUCCUUUGUAAAGGAGUAUGAUGAGUGUGCGACAGACUACCAUGGCUGUGACCAUAUUUGUGUUAACACACUCGGCAACUUCAAGUGUGAAUGUAAGAUUGGGUAUGAGCUCCACUCCGACGGAAAGAAAUGUGAAGAUGCGUGUGGAGGCUACAUAGACCUUGAGAAUGGUACGAUUCAGAGCCCCUCCUUCCCUGACCUGUACCCACCCAACAAGAUGUGUGUGUGGGAAAUUGUGGCCCCGGACCAGUACAGGAUCACACUCAACUUCACACAUUUUGACAUGGAGGGCAAUAACCAAGAUUGUGAGUACGACUCGGUGCGGGUGAGCAGUGGUGUAGGAACAGAGGCAGUCAUACACGGGAUAUUCUGUGGCUCCAAUCUCCCCAUGCCCAUCACCUCAGAGAGCAACACACUCCGCAUUGAAUUCAACUCUGAUAACUCCGUACAGAAAACAGGUUUCCAAGCUGUUUUCUUUACAGACAUGGAUGAAUGUGCUGUAAACAAUGGAGGUUGUCAACAUAUUUGUAAGAACACUGUCGGGAGCUAUGAGUGUGCCUGCCACAAUGGAUUCACCUUGCAUGAAAACAAACAUGACUGCAAGGAAGGUGGAUGCCAACACACCAACAGUGACCCCCAAGGGGAGAUAAGUAGCCCAAACUGGCCGGACUACUACCCGAGCCGAAAGGACUGUGUGUGGCAAUUCACCACCACUGAGGGACACAGGAUCAAGCUUGUCUUCCAGCACUUUGAGUUGGAGCCCCACCAGGAGUGUACUUACGACCACAUUGAAAUAUUUGACGGCAAGGACUCGAAUGCCCGCAGCCUGGGUCGGUUCUGUGGCAGCAGUAUCCCACGUCCCAUCAGCUCCAGCAGUAACGUCAUGUAUAUGGUUUUCUACUCGGACGCGUCUGUACAACGCAAAGGAUUCCACGCCAUCCACAAGACAGAAUGCGGCGGGCACCUGACAGCUAAGGAUGGCCAACAGAGACUGUACUCGCACUCUAAGUACGGCGACCAGAACUAUGACAACAAGAUGGAGUGUGAGUGGGUGAUUGAGGCCAAAAGCAACAAACGUAUCAAAUUCUACUUUGUCACGUUUGAAAUAGAAGAUGAAAGCGAAUGCGGGUACGACAAUGUCGAGAUAUAUGACGGAAUGCACGAUACCGAUCCCUUGGUCGACAGAUACUGCGGGAGUAAGGUUCCCUCUGAGAUAAUCUCGUCAGGAGAGUACCUUCUGAUUCGCUUCAAGUCUGACGACACCAUCAACUGGAAAGGGUUCUCUGGAAUAUAUCUCCAGACCAGCCCAGAACAGGAGGGACUAGGAGGGCUGAAGCAGCUCCCCAAUCUCCGCUAGUCUAGACCAGCCCGCCUUUCUAUCCAGGGAUUCUGUAGAGUUCCAACUGAUCCGAGCCAGUCCACAGCAGGUUUAAGACAAGGGACACCCACACCCUCUACCUUCCUUCAGCCAUCGCUCUGUCUGAUGUUUGGCCAGUCCUUCAAAAGUCUACACUGUCAAAUUGUCCACAGGUUACUGAACGCCUCGUGUACAGGUCAUUAUGUGAGCAGGGUCCAAAGCAAUAAAUAAGAUGUGGAAUUGUGGGUGAAAGUGUAUCAAAUGAAGAGAGAAAUUGAGGGAUUUGUGUUAGCUCAGCACCAACACUGGAACACUUCUCUACCUCCAUAUAAAGCGAGCUAAAGAAGACAUAUUUCUGUAUAUUGUGUGUGUCGUAGGGAGAAAUGGAAAAGAAAAAAAUGCAAUAAUCAAAACGUGUAUUGUUGAAUGUGCCGUUGUUUCUAAGUUGUACAUAUUCUAGGUAUCUAAUUAAUGGUUGUGUUCUAUAGUGUGUAAGGGUAGCACAUCAAACUAGCUGUAUCAUUGAGUCAGCUCUACAUUUUCUGGAACAUAUAUUCAUGUAAAUUAAUUAUUGUAUCAUAUUAUAUCUAGAUCAUGAUUUAACUUUUUGCAAUCAAACAAAUGUUUUGUUUCUGUAGUGUGGUGAUGUCGCGAUAGUUUACCUAUUUGUUUGGCAGUGGAUGCUGUACUCUGUGAACACCAAGCCAAUUCGGACGCUACCAUAGCUCGGUGAACACUACUGUAAGGGGUUUUGUACACAUUUUUUUUUAGUUAUUAAAAUGGAAUGUCAAAAUAAUAUUUCAUCCACUUUAAAUCAUAUUCAACGUGUACAAGAUCUCCGAUAAAUAUUCUAUUUAUAUUGUACAGGAUAUACAAUGGAUAUAAUUAUUACGUAUACAAAAACAUCUGGCACAAUCUGGAUGGAUUAACCGUACUAGGUUGGUGUUGCUGAUAAACCUUCUGAAGCAAUACAUUUAUUGCUAUUUAAACUUGUUAAAAACUGCCUAGUACUGUAAACAUGCAAAUCAGCAUCAGUGACUAUCAAUUCCAUGGACAUUAAUAAUACUGUAAAAACUAUGAUACAGGACGUUUCUUUUUAAUACGUUUCUAGCAUUUAUAUGUGAUGUGAGAGUAAAUAUGACAUGUAUACAUGGUGUACAAUGUAACAUUGCAUGUUUACAUGUUGUACAAUGUAACAUUGCAUGUU
Mizuhopecten yessoensis (Yesso scallop) is the source of this 4755-nucleotide messenger RNA. RefSeq names its product tolloid-like protein 2. Gene Ontology annotation, biological process: proteolysis. Gene Ontology annotation, molecular function: calcium ion binding; serine-type endopeptidase activity; zinc ion binding. NCBI's taxonomy places the organism in Eukaryota, Metazoa, Mollusca, Bivalvia, Pectinida, Pectinidae. The coding region runs from base 339 to 3548 and encodes 1069 amino acids. The transcript is spliced from 18 exons. The record is from RefSeq and is a predicted model, not a curated record.